Messenger RNA from Loxodonta africana (African savanna elephant), 1232 nucleotides. Its product is annotated as olfactory receptor 4F3/4F16/4F29-like. The record is from RefSeq and is a predicted model, not a curated record. Gene Ontology annotation, biological process: G protein-coupled receptor signaling pathway. Lineage: Eukaryota; Metazoa; Chordata; Mammalia; Proboscidea; Elephantidae. The transcript has a single exon. Bases 294 to 1232 code for a protein of 312 amino acids. Gene Ontology annotation, cellular component: plasma membrane. Gene Ontology annotation, molecular function: G protein-coupled receptor activity; olfactory receptor activity.
AUUACUAUGGUUCAUAAGCAUAUUAGGUCAGAUGUAAUGCCAAAGUGUAGAUGUUGUUGUAAGGUGCUUCCAAGCUGAUUCCGACUCAGAUGGAACCUAUGUAAAACAGAACAAAAAACUGCUUGGUCCUACGCUAUCCUCACAAUUGUUGCUAUGUUUGAGCCCACUGUUGCAGCCACUGUUGAGAUAGGCUUUCAUAAUUUUGACUUUUAUUGUCUAUUUUAUUAAUGUAAUUCUUUUAAUUUGUAUUUUUUUCUGUUCUCCUCUUUUAGGUAGCACUGCUGGCAAAGUCAAUGGAUGGAGCAAAUCACUCUGUUGUGUCAGAGUUUGUGUUCCUGGGACUGUCGAAUUCCUGGGAGAUCCAACUUGUCCUCUUUGUGUUCUUCUCCAUGUUUUAUGUGGCAAGCAUGAUGGGAAACUCCCUCACUAUGCUCACUGUGACUUUUGAUCCUCACUUACACUCCCCCAUGUACUUCCUGUUGGCCAAUCUCUCCUUCGUUGACAUGGGUGUCUCUUCUGCCGCUUCUCCCAAGAUGAUUUAUGACCUUUUCAGAAAGCACAAAGUCAUCUCCUUUGGUGGCUGCAUUGCACAGAUCUUCUUCCUCCAUGUCAUUUUUGGUGUGGAGUUGGUGCUGCUGAUAGCCAUGGCCUUUGACAGAUACGUGGCCAUUUGUAAGCCUCUCCACUACUUGACCAUCAUGAGCCCACGAAUGUGCAUCUUCUUUUUAAUGGCAGCCUGGGUGAUUGGCCUUAUUCACUCUGUGGUUCAAUUGGCUUUUUUAGUAAAUUUGCCCUUCUGUGGCCCAAAUGUGUUGGACAGCUUUUACUGUGACCUUCCUGGACUCAUCAAACUGGCCUGCACAGACACCUACCAACUAGAGUUCAUGGUCAUGGCCAACAGUGGAUUAAUCACUGUGGGCUCCUUCUUUAUACUGAUCAUUUCCUAUAUCGUCAUCUUUCUUACUGUUCAGAAGCACUCUUCAGCUGGUUUAUCCAAGGCUCUGUCCACACUUUCAGCUCAUAUCACUGUGGUAGUUUUAUUCUUUGUUCCUUUGAUAUCCUUCUAUACAUGGCCUUCUCCCUCCACAUACCUGGAUAAGUUUCUGGCCAUCUUUGAUGCAUUUCUCACCCCUUUCCUGAAUCCUAUCAUUUACACAUUCAGGAAUCAAGAAAUGAAGGUGGCAAUGCGGAGAGCAUGCAGACAGCUAGUGAGUUACAGGAAGAUUUCUUAA